UACACACAUGAUUUCUUUUCUUCUUAUAAGCCCCUUGGGAUCUAAUUUCUCCUCAGCCCUUAUACUAUACACACCUCUAUGACUUGCCCACAAUCUUUUUUCCCACAAGACCUCCACCAUUAAGAAUUAUUUUCUCAAAAACAUUUUUAAAAGAAAAGAAAAUGAGAAUUAUUUACUCUCAUAGAUGCCUCAAAAUUCUUCCUCCUAUGCUGUUUCCCUAGAAUUCUUCCUCUCACUGUUUCCCCCAGUUUUUCUUCUUAGCCUUUUACUGGCCUUUAGUAUUUUCCUCUUACUUUCAGAGAUGCACUCCCCUCUCCAUAAAUCCUCAAAAUCAGCCUUCCCUCCCCACGUGUUCCCCCAAAUCUUCCACAGGAUCCCCCAAAUUUUCUCUAUUAAUCUUCCUCCUAUAUACCUUAUCCCAAAAUGUUCUUUUCUCAUCAACCUUUCAGAAUCUUUUUUCUCUCCCCACCAACUCAUAUAUUCUUUCUCACUGAUUUCCUCUGAACUUCUUCAGUUCCACAGACUUUCCACUAACUAUGCAGAAGCCUCCCCCCAAAACUGACUUUCCCUUAGAAUUUUCUAUUCUCUUAGGAACUUGAGCCUCCUUAUCCUCUCAGAUUACCUAUCUCCACUGAACCAACACAAUCCUUAAUCACUAUUCCACAAAAUUAUUUUAUUCCCAUAGACCUGGUGGAAUCUUUGUUAUUCCAGAAUCAUCCUUCUCCUCCCACAGAUACUGUAGCCAGACCUAGACUCCAACAACAUGAGUCAAGAAUCCAAAGUGAAUACCAAAGAAUCAUCUCCUCAGGCACCUUCCAAACCUAGGAAGUCAGUGCCUGUUUUGGAUCCAUCAGGAGACAAGUAUUAUUGGUGGCUCAACACUAUGGUAUUCCCAGUCAUGUACAACCUCAUAAUUCUUGUAUGCAGAGCCUGCUUCCCAGACCUCCAGCAUGGAUACUUGAUGGUCUGGCUGGUCCUGGACUAUAUAAGUGACCUGCUCUACUUAAUGGACAUUGUUGUGCGCUUCCACACUGGGUUCCUGGAACAGGGCAUCUUGGUACUGGACAAGGGUCAGAUCUCACAGCGCUAUGUGCGGACAUCAAAUUUCUUGUUGGAUAUAUUGUCCCUGGUGCCCACAGACUUGGCAUACUUGCGCUUGGGCCCCCACACACCUACCCUGAGGCUCAAUCGUUUUCUUCGAGUUCCACGCCUUUUUGAGGCCUUUGACCGAACAGAGACCCGUACAGCAUAUCCCAAUGCCUUCCGAAUUGCCAAACUUAUGCUCUAUAUCUUUGUUGUCAUCCACUGGAAUAGCUGUCUAUAUUUUGCAUUAUCACGAUACCUGGGCUUUGGGCGAGAUGCCUGGGUAUACCCUGACCCAGCACAGCCCGGCUUUGAACGUCUUCGUCGCCAGUACCUCUACAGCUUCUACUUCUCUACCCUCAUCCUCACCACUGUGGGUGACACCCCCCUGCCAGCCCGUGAAGAAGAGUACCUUUUUAUGGUGGGUGACUUCUUGCUGGCUGUCAUGGGCUUUGCCACCAUAAUGGGUAGCAUGAGCUCAGUCAUCUACAAUAUGAACACAGCUGAUGCUGCCUUCUACCCUGAUCAUGCACUUGUCAAAAAGUACAUGAAGCUGCAGCAUGUCAACCGCCGACUGGAGCGUCGAGUCAUUGACUGGUACCAACACCUACAGAUUAACAAGAAAAUGACGAAUGAGGUGGCCAUUCUGCAGCACCUGCCUGAGCGCCUGAGGGCUGAGGUGGCUGUAUCUGUACACCUGCCCACCCUUAGUCGUGUGCAAAUCUUCCAGAACUGUGAGGCCAGCCUCCUGGAGGAGCUCGUACUAAAGCUACAGCCCCAGACCUAUUCACCAGGAGAAUACGUGUGCCGUAAGGGCGAUAUUGGCCGUGAAAUGUACAUCAUCCGAGAGGGCCAGUUGGCCGUAGUGGCUGAUGACGGUGUUACUCAAUAUGCAGUGCUGGGUGCCGGGCUUUACUUCGGGGAGAUCAGCAUCAUAAAUAUCAAAGGGAAUAUGUCUGGUAACCGUAGGACUGCAAACAUCAAGAGUCUGGGCUACUCUGACCUGUUCUGCCUGAGUAAGGAAGACCUUCGAGAAGUGCUGAGUGAGUACCCACAAGCUCAGACUGUCAUGGAGGAGAAGGGCCGCGAGAUCCUGCUUAAGAUGAACAAGCUGGAUGUAAAUGCAGAAGCAGCUGAGAUAGCAUUGCAGGAAGCUACGGAUAACCGCCUGCGUGGUCUUGAUCAGCAGCUAGACGACCUGCAGACCAAGUUUGCCCGCCUUUUGGCUGAACUGGAGUCCAGCGCCCUUAAGAUAGCUUAUCGUAUUGAGCGACUAGAGUGGCAGACUCGCGAAUGGCCAGCUCCUGAGGAGGUUGGGGCAGGUGCUGAUGAUGAGGGGGAUGGUGGAGAGGAAAAGGCUUCUUAGACUCGAGGUCUCACACACACACAGACACACACACACACACACACACAUUCCUUUUUGACUUCAGCUUUAGGAUGACCCCUUAUGACCUUCGCCUUUGGAUGACACAAACCUCAGAGGAGCCCUAGAGAUAUAGGAAAAUGUAUCUAUAAAUAUCCUCAUGUCAUAACAAUUAAACUAUAGACAGAGUUAUUCUUCUUUGCCCCAAAAGAGGAGAAAGAUGAAAAAAAAAAAAAACACAUUCAACUACUCUACGCACUGCCACACACUUAGUUUCCAGUUCACACUCAGUAGCACCCAGUGAGCCACUGACAAUUCUGAUAGAAACACGGCUGUGUGCUAACCCAUGGAUAUACACUGAAGCUCCCACACACAUUCAUGCCAGUCUUCUCAGUCUCUUACAGAGAUUAUCACAGUCACAUGCCCACAUGAACACAUGUGUGCCAGAACACAUUUGCAUAUGCUUUUUUUCCCCAAAAAAGCAAAGUAUUUAGAAGAGAAUAGCAAAAUAAAUUACAAGGGAAAGACAAGUAGUGAAUCAUUCUCAGCUUCCCCAUACAUGAAAACCUGCAGUCUUCCACAGAUAGGUUUCUACUAUGCAGAAAGAGAAAGUACUUCCAUGAAAAGGCCACAUAUACCCUUCCAAGUAAGUCUCAUGCAUACGUUUCUCUCAGUCAGAGAAAUCCAACACUCCAGUCAGAUGAGACCAUCACUAAACUUGCCUUCUAGAAAACCCCAAGCUUUUGUAAAGGUAACAGAAAUGGCAUUGAAUGCAUAAUGACCAUGUUGCAUUCCAAUAAAGUAUUUCAAACUUU
Molecule: messenger RNA, 3261 nt
Organism: Antechinus flavipes (yellow-footed antechinus)
Lineage: Eukaryota; Metazoa; Chordata; Mammalia; Dasyuromorphia; Dasyuridae
Gene: CNGA4
Product: cyclic nucleotide gated channel subunit alpha 4
Exons: 6
Coding region: 764-2449 (561 amino acids)
Biological process (GO): monoatomic cation transmembrane transport; potassium ion transport
Cellular component (GO): plasma membrane; intracellular cyclic nucleotide activated cation channel complex
Molecular function (GO): cGMP binding; protein-containing complex binding; voltage-gated potassium channel activity
Source: RefSeq, a predicted model, not a curated record